Cornus florida is the source of this 411-nucleotide messenger RNA. RefSeq lists its product as uncharacterized. The coding region runs from base 1 to 411 and encodes 136 amino acids. The record is from RefSeq and is a predicted model, not a curated record. The transcript has a single exon. NCBI's taxonomy places the organism in Eukaryota, Viridiplantae, Streptophyta, Magnoliopsida, Cornales, Cornaceae.
AUGGAUUGGAGGAUUAAUAUUAAUGAUAUGUCUUCUUUCUUCUUGUUUGAGGCAAGUGGAGACUCUGAGGGAGAUUCCGAUCACUUUGGAGAUUCGGAGUUUUUGGCGAUGUGUAAUGGCUUCUCUUUUGCUCGAGAUGAUGAUGAAGAGUCAUGUAGCUGUGACGCCAGCGUUGUGCUUUGUUCUGAUGAUGAGCUUGAUGAUGACUGUGAAAUUGAGCAAGAUUUCAGCGACUCCUAUAUGAUGAGAUUGUCGGGAGCCACAUCGGAGUACGUGCCGGGGGACGAGGGAGAAGAAUCAUCAUUUAGGGUUGGCGUUGAUGAGGGAAGAAGUAGCACGGUGAUGGUGAUGGAUGAGAUGGAAAGAAACAGGCUCUUUUGGGAGACUUGCUUAGAAAUAGGGCAUCCAUAG